Molecule: messenger RNA, 1053 nt
Organism: Arachis ipaensis
Lineage: Eukaryota; Viridiplantae; Streptophyta; Magnoliopsida; Fabales; Fabaceae
Source: RefSeq, a predicted model, not a curated record
AUGCAACUGGUGGACUUGCCACUUAAUGACCGAAAGUUUACCUGGUUCAGAGGCCGUUCUUGUAGUCGGAUUGACAGAGUUUUGCUCAGUCUGGAAUGGGUGGAGGAGUUCCCAGAGAUUUGCCUAAGAGGGGGACCAAGGGGGUUGUUUGAUCACUGUCCGAUGAUAGUGAAAGAUACUAGAUUGAGAUGCGGACCGAGACCUUUCCGAAGCCUUGACUCAUGGUUCACACAUGAAGGUUUUCUCAAACUGAUCAAAGAGGAAUGGAGAGAGUUAGGGGAGAGACAGUUCACAGAUAAAUUAAAAGCCUUGACUAUUCCAUUGGGGAGGUGGCACAGGGACAACUUUGGUGGCAUGGAUAAAAAAAUAAUGAAGUUUGAAGAAGAGAUUAAGAAGGUAGAUGACAUGAUUAGCAAUGAGGUGUAUGAUGGAACGAUGGAGGAAAGAAGGAAAGCAUUAGUGAUUUGUUGUCAGAAGUGGUAUGUGAGAAAAGAAGUGCAUUGGAAACAGAUGUCACGGUCUCGACUCGCAAAGGAUAUGGACAGAAAUACCAGGGAUGGAUUGGUUGAGAUUAUACCUGAAGACGAAGCUGCUAGUUUAGAGGUGCUGCCAUCGGCUGAUGAGAUCAAAGAUGCAGUGUGGGACUGUGAAUCCUCUCGAGCUCCUGGUUGCGACGGAUACAAUAUGAAUUUUAUUAAGAAAUGUUGGGAUGUGAUUGGAGUUGAGUUCACAACUGCAGUAUUGGGAUUCUUCCAGACAUCUAAGUUACCGGCGGAUUCUAAUAUCACAUGGGUUGCACUAGCACCUAAGUUCAUUGGCGCUAAAAAAAUCAAGGACUCUCGACCAAUCAGUAUGGUUGGCUGCGUGUACAAGAUGAUUUAUAAGGUCUUGGUUAAGAGGAUGCGAAUAGUUAUGCCAGGCCUAGUUGGAGAGACUCAGAGUGCUUUUGUCAAAGGUCGGAAGAUACAUGACAGAGCUCUUAUUGCGUGUGAAACAGUACAUUGGCUUAAAACUCGAAAAAAGAAAGCAGCAAUCAUCAAACUGGACUUCUAA